AUGCGCAGGCUGAGGCGCCGUCCCUUCCCCUCGGCGGCCAUGGCAGCGGCCGUUUCCGGUCUCGUCCUGGUCCGUGGGGGCGGCGCGGCGCGGAGCCGGGGCGUCUGGGAGGCGGCUAAGAUACGACCAGCCGCCGGGCCUCAGAUAUUAAAGCAAAUACAUACCAGGCCAGCAUUGUACAAGAGAAACGUUGCAGCCUCAGGACAUGAAGCAUAUACAGUGGCUUUUAUUAAAAAACAGAUUGAAGAGUUCAACAUUGGAAAGAGGCAUUUGGCCAACAUGAUGGGAGAGGAUCCAGAAACUUUUACCCAAGAGGAUAUCGAUAGAGCUAUUACCUACCUCUUCCCCAGCGGUUUGUUUGAGAAAAGGGCUCGACCCAUAAUGAAGCACCCUGAUGAUAUUUUUCCCAAGCAAAGAGCAAUCCAAUGGGGAGAAGAUGGCCAUCCUCAUCACUUUCUAUUUUAUACUGGCAAGCAGUCAUAUUAUUCAUUAAUGCACGAAGUGUAUGGGAAACUACUAAGCCUUCAAAAACACCAGAAUGACUUGAGAGCUCAAGGUCUGUUGUCUGAAACAAAUAAACCUAGAGACCUGAUUGGCAGCAGAUGGCUGAUUAAGGAGGAACUGGAAGAAAUGUUAGUGGAAAAACUGUCAGAUCAAGAUUAUAAGCGGCUCAUUGAACUGCUAGAGAGGUUAUCGACAUUCCCAGGUGAAGGCGACUACGUGCAGAGGUUUCGCCAAAGUGUUUCUGUUGAGUCAAAGAAACAUCUGAUAGAGCCUCUGCAAUAUGACGAGCAAGGAAGAGCUUUCAGCAUUGGUGAAGGUAAAAGAAAAACUGCAGUAGCAAAAGCAAUACUUUAUGAAAAUGGGAGUGGACAAAUAAAAGUAAAUGGAGCAGAUUAUUUACUCUACUUUUCAGUGACCCAGGACAGAGAACAGUUAAUGUUUCCUUUCCACUUUCUUGACCGACUCGGAAAGCACGAUAUGACCUGCACAGUGACAGGCGGGGGACGGGCCGCCCAGGCUGGAGCCGUACGCCUGGCUUCUGCAAAAGCCUUAUGUAGCUUUGUCAGCGAAGAUGAGGUGGAGUGGAUGAGACAAGCCGGAUUGCUGACUACUGAUCCGAGGGUGAGAGAACGAAAGAAGCCAGGACAAGAAGGAGCCCGCCGGAAAUUCACCUGGAAGAAGCGCUAGAGACCAAAGAGGAGACAGACCGGCCGGUGUUCUUGCAGCUCGUGCAGAAUCAGUCAUAAAUGUUCAUUGCAUAAAUGUAUUCAAAAUAAAGUUUUCAUAUUCCUGUUGA
This is a messenger RNA of Tachyglossus aculeatus (Australian echidna), 1300 nucleotides long. It is a transcript of the gene MRPS9, whose product is annotated as mitochondrial ribosomal protein S9. The record is from RefSeq and is a predicted model, not a curated record. Gene Ontology annotation, biological process: translation. Lineage: Eukaryota; Metazoa; Chordata; Mammalia; Monotremata; Tachyglossidae. Bases 1 to 1191 code for a protein of 396 amino acids. Gene Ontology annotation, molecular function: structural constituent of ribosome; RNA binding. Gene Ontology annotation, cellular component: mitochondrial small ribosomal subunit; ribosome. The transcript is spliced from 11 exons.